Messenger RNA from Carassius carassius (crucian carp), 1831 nucleotides. Its product is annotated as rho guanine nucleotide exchange factor 3-like. Gene Ontology annotation, molecular function: guanyl-nucleotide exchange factor activity. The record is from RefSeq and is a predicted model, not a curated record. The coding region runs from base 236 to 1831 and encodes 531 amino acids. Gene Ontology annotation, biological process: intracellular signal transduction; positive regulation of Rho protein signal transduction. The transcript is spliced from 12 exons. Lineage: Eukaryota; Metazoa; Chordata; Actinopteri; Cypriniformes; Cyprinidae.
CGUGCGUGUCACAACAGCCGCUAGCUUUUUCAUAUCAAAGUCUAAUGCUUGGCUAAUACGAAGCUGUUAAAGUUCAUACUUUUACGUGUUUGUUUGCUAUGCAGAAGACGCGUGUAUGUCAAGGCGCGUGCGCGUGCGCGUGCGCGUGUAUCUGAGUAUGAGCUGUAUUAAUCAGUCGAGUGAUUAGUGAUCAAUGGUGUGAGUGCGCGGCUCUCUCUGGAUAUCAGCAGAUUCGAUGCAAAAGAGUGUUGGAGGUGAUGAAGGAUCAGGGCCGAUGUUGCAGAGGAAGGAGUCGUUUUCUCUCCUCUCGUCAUCAGAGAAGUGGCUCUUCAGUGGGAAGAAUAGGAAGCAGAGGAAGAGAGAUGUGGAUUCACUCAGUCUGUGCAGCUUGGACAUCAAUGAGCCCAGCAGCAAGCGUGUGAAGCCUCUGUCUCGAGUGACGUCUCUGGCGAGUCUCCUCCCUCCAGUCAAAGCUGCUCCGCUCAAACGCAUCGGACAGACGCUGCAGCGCUCCAUCAGCUUCCGCAAUGACUGCAGACCGGAGAUCAUUGCACCGCGGCCGUGGAGCCGGCAGAUCGCACCAGCUAUCACCAAACGCCGCGACAGCAAGCUGUGGAGCGAGACAUUCGAUGUGGGCCUGGGACAUAUGCUGUCCUCCAAAGAGAUCAAGAGACAAGAGGCCAUCUUUGAGCUGUCUCAGGGAGAACAGGACCUGAUUGAAGACUUGAAGCUGGCCAAGAUGGCGUAUCGUGACCCCAUGCUGAAGCUGUCUAUUAUGACCGAACACGAGCUCAAUCAGAUCUUCGGCACGCUGGACUCCCUCAUUCCUCUGCACGAAGAUUUGCUGAGUCGACUCAGAGAAGCCAGAAAACCGGACGGCUCGACAGAUCACAUGGGCCAUAUUCUAGUAGACUGGCUCCCUUGUCUUGAAACCUACACCAGUUACUGCAGUAACCAGGUGGCAGCCAAAGCACUGCUGGACCAUAAGAAGCAGGAGCAUCGGGUGCACGACUUCCUCCAGCGCUGUCUGGAGUCGCCCUUCAGCCGCAAACUGGACCUCUGGAGCUUCCUGGACAUCCCCCGCAGUCGCCUGGUCAAGUACCCGCUGCUGCUGCGAGAGAUCCUCAAACACACGCCGAACGAGCACCCCGACCGCCAGAACCUCCAUCAUGCUAUGAACAUGAUUCAGAGCAUCGUGGCGGAUAUUAACACUCAGACGGGCGAGUCGGAGUGCCGUUACUAUAAAGAGCGCUUGCUGUAUCUGGAAAGCGGUCAGAGAGAUCUGCUGAUCGACAGCUCACGCAUCCUCAGCUGCCACGGACAGCUCAAGAACAACAGAGGAGUCAAGCUGCAUGUGUUCCUGUUUCAGGACGUGUUGGUGGUCACCCGGGCCGUCACCCAGAAUGAGCAGCUGUGCUAUCAGCUUCACCAGCAGCCCAUCCCCGUCAGAGAUCUGGAGUGGGAAGACCUGCAGGACGGAGAGAUCCGCCUCGGAGGAUCCAUCAGAGGAGCCUUCAGCAACAGCGAGCGCACCAAGAACUUUUUCCGGGUGGUGUUUCGCAGCGGAGGACAGCUGCAGACGCUCUGCUUCCAGGCCAGCGAUGCCUUCAAUAAACAGCAGUGGCUUAACUGCAUUCGACAGGCCAAAGAAGCUGUGUGCUGUGCAGAAUCUGAGCCACAGUUCCCUUCAGCGCAGACAGCAUGCCAGGACAGAGCGAGGCCGUGCUCGGACUACAGUAUGAUGGACACCACUGACACCAGCGUGGAUCUGACCAUCGAGUGCCCUCCAAUGCACCUGACAGAUGUAACCGUCACCCCUGUGAAAGUGUGA